Parathielavia appendiculata is the source of this 678-nucleotide messenger RNA. NCBI's taxonomy places the organism in Eukaryota, Fungi, Ascomycota, Sordariomycetes, Sordariales, Chaetomiaceae. The record is from the annotation of a RefSeq genome assembly.
GGGCGGGAGGGAAGGGGAGGCCCAGUGUCCUACCCAUACCAACGAGAUUUCAUUACGCUGUUCGAAUUGUACAGGGAGGCACCCGGCCUGGGCACGGUGGUGCCCGGAUGCAGGCAAAGCCCAGGGUGCAGCGAGGGAGGCAUACCAUUUCCGGCCGAGGACUUUCGAGCUUGCCCAAAGACAACAACAAUAACAGGAGGAACAACAACCGCUACCGAGAAUGCGGAACGUUACCUUUCGAGGUAACCCUCCCCCAGAGGAGGAAGAAUUCCAGGAGGUCACAAGGAAACGGCCGCGGAGAUGACCCCCGGCCUUUACCGUCGCGCAGGAGCAAGCUGCCAAGAGUCUGACGCAGGGAAAGCUGACCUUCGCGGUGAGGGAUAGAACGGUGCAGCCUGCAGCUUCCGAGGUUACAGCCCUGGGAGCUACGGCCACUGGGCCGCUGGCUUCGGCUGGCGACCUGGAUGUGGGAAUGCAGGGAGUGUAGCCUGGGGCUGCCUCCUUUCACCCGUAGUAUGUGGAAGUCCCAAGCGCCGACCUAGAGAGUGUGGUAUGGGUUUUUCAAUCGGUUGGGCAGCCAAUACGGUUUUCCUGUACAAUGAUUAUCAGACGGACCGGCAUGCCUUACGCCUUAGGCAUAGCGGUGUAGGAACAAUAAUAAUAAUAUAACAAGCGAGA